Messenger RNA from Rhododendron vialii, 771 nucleotides. RefSeq names its product agamous-like MADS-box protein AGL80. NCBI's taxonomy places the organism in Eukaryota, Viridiplantae, Streptophyta, Magnoliopsida, Ericales, Ericaceae. Gene Ontology annotation, biological process: positive regulation of transcription by RNA polymerase II. The record is from RefSeq and is a predicted model, not a curated record. The coding region runs from base 1 to 771 and encodes 256 amino acids. The transcript has a single exon. Gene Ontology annotation, molecular function: protein dimerization activity; DNA-binding transcription factor activity, RNA polymerase II-specific; RNA polymerase II cis-regulatory region sequence-specific DNA binding.
AUGACAAGAAACAAAAUUACACUCACAUGGAUAGCCAACGACUCUUCAAGAAAAGCUGCCCUCAAAAAAAGAAGGGCGGGCUUGUUUAAGAAAACCAAAGAGCUUUCGGUAUUAGCAGACGUGAAAUCAUGUGCUGUUGUUUACAGUCCGGAAGAGGUCAAUCCGGCAUUUUUCCCAUCUUACGAAGUCGUCAAGGGAAUGUUCGAGAAGUUCAUGAGCAUGUCAAUGGUGGAAAGAAGCCAGAAAAUGUUGACACAUGAGGGUUACCUCAGGCAGAGGGUCAUCGGCGAAAUCGAGAAAAGGGACCGGGAAAAGAGAAAAAAUGACAAGCGAGAGGCUCAGGAGGAAAUGAACAAGAUAUUCGAAGGUAGUGAUUUGAGAGAACUAGACAUAGGGAGGCUAAAUAAACUCUCUUUGUUGGUAGUUGAUAAGCUCAAGGAGCUGGAGAAAAGGGAAGAAGGGCUGCUUCAGCUGGCGGCUCCUCCUCUCUCACCGCCAGCUCCUCCUCCUCCUCCUCUUCCUCUUCCUCUUCCUCUUCCUUGUGAAACGAUAGGAGUGGAGGAAUAUUUGGGUAGUUCAAUUAACCCAACAUGGAUCCAGGAGUUGAUGAAUGAUAACUGGUUCAUGGAAACAAUGGCUCUUUAUCAGCAGGACAUUCCUUGUGGUCCUAGCUGGGUACUAAGUGAUUUUGGGAUUAUGCCCUCGGAGCACCACGCAGCUGGAAGUGUAAGAGCCGGUGAAAGAAGAGGAGCUUCCGGAGAACCUUCUUAA